Nasonia vitripennis (jewel wasp) is the source of this 4247-nucleotide messenger RNA. RefSeq names its product PHD finger protein 12. Gene Ontology annotation, biological process: negative regulation of transcription by RNA polymerase II. The transcript has 5 exons. Gene Ontology annotation, molecular function: protein binding; transcription corepressor activity. Gene Ontology annotation, cellular component: Sin3-type complex; nucleus. Lineage: Eukaryota; Metazoa; Arthropoda; Insecta; Hymenoptera; Pteromalidae. Bases 240 to 2225 code for a protein of 661 amino acids. The record is from RefSeq and is a predicted model, not a curated record.
GAGCGUAAGCCGACGUCAGGACGCGCGACCGCAACAGACCCGAGUUUGGGAAAUAAUUAUUAUUCCACCGUGCUUGCUUUUCAUCAUGGCAAAAAGGAAGAAUAAGUAGAUGCAAUGCCAAGUUCUAAGAUCACUCCGCAAAACUUCGAUAUUCAGACUGAAAAAAAUUCAGUAGAGAAGGGGACUUGUUCUCAUAGUCAAGACAAUUAAGAGUGAAGGUUUUUUUAAUUCUCAGAACAAUGUCUCACAAAGUUCCUGCUUUUGAAAUUGAUGUUAAUUCUCCUGAUGGAUUGAUGCCACAAAUUCAGGCAUUGAUUGCACCACCUUCAUCCGAUGACUCGAAUGUACUGAAAUUAAAAAGGGAAGAAAGAAGGCAUGCAUACUUUAAGCGACCUGGUCGAGGACACAACAGGGACUCCUGUGAUGCUUGCCAUGAUGGAGGAGAGCUGAUCUGCUGUGAUAAGUGCCCAGCAUCCUUUCACCUACAAUGCCAUGAUCCUCCAUUAGAGUUAUCGGAUAUUCCAAAUGGGGAAUGGAUAUGCCAUGCUUGUCGCUGUGCUAUGAAAAAAGAGAAUUCCAUUGGAAAUAAGAGAAAGAAAAAAAAUGCCCUAGAGGUUCUUGCUUUGGCAGCCUCUUUAGUUAACCCAAAAGAGUUCGAGCUACCUAGAGAGUUGCAGAUACCUAUAACGUUUCCUGGGACGGAUAAGAUAGAUCCUGUAUCUUUCAAAAGAGGAAAGCAUCAUAACUCUAAUAACAUUAAUGGCAAAAUUCACUACCACGAGUAUGGAUCAAUUACUCCACUACCAGCUCGUCUUUGUUUCGUGUGUAGAAAGAGUUGUAGGAAGGCUCCAUUAAUAGCGUGUGAUUACUGUCCUCUCUACUUUCAUCAAGACUGCUUAGAUCCUCCACUUACUGCAUUCCCUAGUGGUCGAUGGAUGUGUCCGAAUCAUUUGAAUCAUUUUAUUGAUCAAAAUCUGUUAACCUCAUGUGCUGCCACUGAGAGAGUCAAACUGUGGGACAAGUUUGCUCAUCAGCAAAUCGAUCAGCAUGCUGUGAAACUGCAAUUUUUAAGAAAAGCACACACUGCUAAUCCACCUUUUAGGAUAAAAGUAAAGCAUAAUCUAAAAGCAAGAGUAAAAGUUCCAGCCAGUGUAAAAUUUCAGUAUGCAAAUCCUCCAGAGCUUGAUCUAUGCAAUCUGUACAGGCCGGGUAGUUUUUUAUACACUGCCAAAAGAAAAUGUUAUUCUGAUAGUUCUAAGACUGAUGGUGAUUUUUCACCAGAAGAGAAAAUGGAGGAAGUCAAGUCGGAGAAAAGUAAAGAGGUUGAUAUCAUGAACAAUGGUGUUGUAGAUAUUAGUGAAAAUGACAUUGUAGAAAAAUGUGAAGAGAAAGAGGGGGGAAAUGAGGAAAAAAAGGAGAAGAAGGAGAGUGUUGAGAAUGGGAAUAAGAAAGACAAGGAUGAAAUAGUACAAAUUGAAAGAACUAGCGAAAUAAGUGAUGGUGGCAAAUGUGAAAGUGAUAACGAUUUAGAAGAAAACAUUUUUAUAAGAAGUGGUUUAGGUUUAAGUGUGAAGGAAGGUAUUAGUAUUUUAGAGAGGCCAGUGUUGGAAGCUUUGGCUCAACAAAGGCUAGAGCAAAUUAUAAAUCCAGAGGACGAGUAUUAUCAAAAUUUAAACUGUACAUCAAAAGCCAGAGCCUUAUUGUUUCCUUUGGGCAAGACUGCUGGCCCACCUAUAUUUAUGACCUGCAGAACACUGAAUAUUGGAAGCGGUGGUGAUUCUGAUUUGUUGUUGAGUCGAUAUGGCAACUGCAGUUUUUUAUCUCCCAAGCAUGCUGUUAUAUUUUUCGACAAGACAACCAAGCGGUACGAGUUGCUGAAUUACAGCGAGCACGGAACGACCGUCGACAACGUUCUCUACUCCUGCAAUUACAGCAUUCAUUCGGCGGAGCACGAGUUCGCGGAUGGGCACUCGCUGAGGACGAAGGAUAUGGACACGGUAGAAAUCAUAAAGAAAAUCGCUUACAGAAAUAAGCCAGCUACGGUGAACACUCCCGAGAAGCAGUGUAUCUGCAAGUGCGCCAAGAGGAAGGAGAGGUACAACAGCGAUAUCGAUAGCAUGGGCGAGGGUUGGGAGGGCAGUGCCAUGGUCGAUCACGGUUCCAUCCUCACCUUUGGCUGUCUCACCUUUGUGUUCAGCGUGGUCGACGUGUACACGAGUCGAUAAUACUCAGUGUUGUACAGAUUUCUUAUAAGCUAAUUUUUUUUUUUUUUUUUUUUUUUUUUUAUAAAGCAAACUGUUAUUUAUUAUUACUAUAAGAUGAUAUGUUGCUCGCUCAAAGAACUCAGGUUACUGGAAAUUCGCAUCAGUUGUUCAUACUUUAUAAGAUGAUAACAAUACACGAACAAGUAUGUUUUACACAAAAAUACAGCUGCUCAUCGUCUUUCCUUCUCGCGCUGAAAAGAGAAAUAAAUUAAAAGUUUGGUUUUUUUAAGUAUUCGUCCGUGUAAAUACGCAGUUCGCCAUUCGCUGGAAGAACUUCGCGCGUGUUCGUCGAAGACUGAUCGAAUGUAAUUCGUAAUCCUAUAUAUUAUGCGCAUCGCGACAUCGCGACGUAGAGAGGUCACGGACGAUUGUUCGUUUUCACUUGCACGUGUGGAGCUCGACGCUCUUGUUGCAGGUGCUGCACUGGACCUCGCAGCACCAGUGGAACUUGCAGUCGCACCUCUCGCUGAUGGUGCUCUUCUGCGUGUUGUAGCCCCGACCGCAGCACAGGAGAUUGCAACCGUCGAUGCCCGACGACGUUCUGUUGCAGGUUCUUCCGCGAGUACCUGAUGUACGACAAAUCAACGAAAGCAAAAGAUGUUAUUAAUUAUUCCAGGCGUCAAUGUUUCCUAUUUUAAAAAAGCUUUGUAAUUCGUUUCUUUUUCUUUUUAUACUAGUAGGUAUUAUACAACUAUCACUUGUUACAUUAGAUGCAAUGAUACAAUUUGCUGUUUGACGCCACGUUGAGCGAUCAAAUAUUGUAUUUUGCAAAGAGACUCUCGGUACGCAGGUGCAUAAUCUUAUUAAACUGUAUUUAUAGUGAUGUAUGUGUAAAUAUUACGAAAACUGUUAUCUCGUGCACCGGGAGUAGUUGACUCGUUUAUAAACGCGUUCGCUGCGAGUCGACAAGUUCCUUCGCAGGAAACGAAAAGUCUGUAAAAAGAAUUCACCCAAUAAAGCGUUAUUCUUGUACUUAUUGUAAAAGAGAAAGUUAUAGCACAUUGCCGACGAUUAGAUUAGAUUCUUCGGAUAUAUCCAAAUUUAAGAAUGUAAAAAAAAGAAUGAACGAGUCGCAGCGUACGCGUUAAAUUCAGGCACAGAGAGAAAAAGGUUCUCCAGUUGCACAAGUGCCAAGCUUGGCUAUCCGCAAAACAAAGCAGUUUUGAACCUGGUUUUCCUGCUUUGCUGGGCCUUGCUGGAGCCGCUCAUGUUAUAACUGCCCGAGGCUUAUUUCUCUCUAUGUAUUAUUAGUAGCCAAAACGUGCUAGCCACACGUGUAUCCACUUUCUUAGCGUGCAAAGCACAGGAAAAAGAAACUCGUACGCACGUUCGCAGUAUAAGAUGUUCGAACGCGUUGCCAAACUCAGACAAUACAAACCUAACGAGCCCAAUGAUGUGUUCGCAAAGCAAUAGUUGGGCGAGUCGUCUAAGUACACCAGGUCGUUGGCAGUGGGCAGAGAGUAUCGCGGAUCUCUGAUCGACAGUCGGCCCCUUCUGUUCACUUUGACCUCCGUCGCUCCGUCGUACUUGUCCAGCAGAUAAUCUCCUGCGUUUUGAAAAGCCAUCGAUAACGAUUAACAAGACGAAUCUGUAGUGCAUGAUUCUCUUAGCUUUUUGAGAAUCUAUAAUUCUUAUCACUAUUGUAUGUAUAGUCUGCGAACGAGUGAAAAUCAGAUCAGCCGCGUAAAACGCUUUCAAAAUCGCAGUAGCCAUGUACGUAAUAAUACGUAGGUUUAGUUAGUAUAAUUUUUUUAAAGAGAUGUAUGUACAAGUUGAACUAGAUGUAAUUCAUCAAUGUGUAAAUCGAAUUAUCCGUGAUAUUUUUCAGGAUAAAAGAAUAUUAAAUUUUUCUAAAGAAACAAACAAAGGCAAAACGAACUUGGAUCUUCAAAGGAGCAAAAAAAUCUAUAAAUAUGCGGAUUGUCUAAUCGAAUGUGAUAACAUUUUUAUUAUGUUAAUAAAAAUCUGAGAAUUUAAUUUAAA